ACUAUAGCACUAAAAAUGUUAGGGAGAGAAUAUAAAUCCUGCAGGUGGCGCCACCACCUUCACUCCGGCGCCUCAGCACUGAAGAAGAACAAGCGUGUUUCUUUUUUCCAGUCCUUCAACAUGGCGGCUGCCAGGAGGUUGAAACGCGUGGCGGCUUCACAGCCAGGUUUUUUACAUUUAAAGUCCACUUCAGACUCUAUAGACUCGAUGAGCAGUCGGAGAAAACGUGUGAACAAGAAUAAGAAGAAGAACUGGAACAAACACAGCGACAUAAUUGACGUAGAGGAGUUUUUAGAAGACGUCCGGCACCAAGAGAGGACCACAGGGGGUCUGCUGUCUGAGAAGUCAGAUGACAGUUUGUUCUUUGUGGAUGUUGGACAAUCAAAGAAAGCUGAACAGAAGGAAGCAGAAUCCAUAGAGGGGAAGAAGAGGAAAGGGAAAACGUCACGUCCUCUGAGGAUAGACCUGAUCCUGCAGCACGACUCCCUCGUUCCACCACCUAAAGAUGUGCUGGCCUACCAGCAACCAAAUGCCAAGAAACUUCGUCGCAUUGCCCAGAAGGCUGAGCAGCUGGCAGCUAAAGGCGUGGUGCCAAGGAGGCAGAAACAGCUGCCGAACAGACGGCCUGUCGACAGGAAGGCGAAGAAGGCAGUGACAGAGGCCAACAACAACCCAGACAGAGAAUAUUACGAUAUAUGGGGGCAAGAGUCCAAAGAUUCAGCUGACCCGUGGUACCUUCAACAGACUGGCAAGAAGCUUGUCACGCGCCCAGAGAAGUUGAAUGAGAAGCCGUCUGUGCUCCCUGCUGUGGAGGUGAUCGCCCCUGGAGGAUCCUACAACCCAGACUUCUUCUCUCACCAGGCCUUGCUGCAGGAAGCCCAUGACGUGGAGGUAAAGAAACAAAAGGAGGAAGAUAAAAUACAGAGACAGCUGGCUAUCAACAAAGAAGACAGAGCUACAGAGGAGACGACCUUAAGAGAGCAGGUGGAAGGUCUGGUGGAAGAAGAGAAUGAGGAAGACACAGCUCCUAAUGAGGAAGAAGGGGGUGUGGCAGUGGGAGCCAUCGCACUGGCAGAGAAGAAGACUGAGAGACAGAGGAAGAGACAGAAGGCAGACAAAAUUAAGGAGCAGCAGAGGCUGUCUGACAGACGGCAGACUGAACAGCGGCAGCAGCUCUUCCAGCUACGCUCCAUUAAGUCGUCCAUCAAACAGCAGGAAAAGAAAACCAAGGACAAACAGAAACUGCGCAAGGCCAAGCAGGAGGCCCAGAAAGGCCAGCCCAGACGCCUCGGCAGACUCAAGUUCCAGGCUCAGGACCUGGAGGUUCAGUUGAGUGACGAGCUGGCCGGCUCCCUGCGACAACUCAAGCCAGAGGGCAGCGUCCUCAAGGACCGCUUCAAGAGUCUACAGAAGAGGAACCUGAUCGAACCUAGAGAAAGAGCCAAGUUCAAGAGGAUACACAAGCUGAAGUAUGUGGAGAAGAGGGCUUUUAGAGAGAUCACUUAGUGCCGACCUAGAGUUCACAGGAGCUUAAAACCAGAAGCUGGACAACAUUUAAAGCCACAACUGCAAAAGAAUGGAACUGUGUAAAUACAACUUAAUGUCUGCUGAGGGCCUGCUUGUCCCUUUCAGACAUAGCAACUUCUAACAAAUAAAUAUGUCACAGACAA
Messenger RNA from Xiphias gladius (swordfish), 1670 nucleotides. RefSeq names its product NOP53 ribosome biogenesis factor (gene nop53). The transcript has 13 exons. Gene Ontology annotation, cellular component: nucleolus. Lineage: Eukaryota; Metazoa; Chordata; Actinopteri; Istiophoriformes; Xiphiidae. Gene Ontology annotation, biological process: rRNA processing; ribosomal large subunit assembly. The coding region runs from base 16 to 1506 and encodes 496 amino acids. The record is from RefSeq and is a predicted model, not a curated record. Gene Ontology annotation, molecular function: 5S rRNA binding.